GCGUCUUUGACCUGCCUAUGUUAGAUUGAUUGCAACGGUCUGCUUUAGCCAUUGCUAUCUUGUUUCCGUAUACAGCCUUCCCUAUCUGCUUUACUAUAGAGGCUUGUAUUAACUGACUAUCCGAUAGAGAUUUGCUUACGCCUAGCCAUCCUUUGUAUUGUAUUGACGGGUAAGUCUGCGCCUUUAUGUUAACAGUAGCUACAAGCCACUAUAUUUAUGCACUAUAUUAUGCAAUGCACUAUUUAAUACUGAAGUGUUAUCUUCCUUUACAGACUCACUUAAAAUUAUAAGCCAUGAAUAAAAUGGUUAAGGAUAAGAAUAAGCCUAAAGGUCCUAUGUCAGCGUAUGCUUGCUUUGUUCAAGUCAUCCGAGAAGAACACAAAAAGAAGCAUCCUGGUGAACAGAUUGUAUUUCGUGAUUUUUCAAAGAAAUGUGCAGAACGCUGGAAUCUUAUGACACCAAAAGAGAAAAAACGCUUUGAAGAUUUAGCUGCUAUGGAUAGAGAAAGAUUUAAUCGAGAAAUGAAUGAUUAUAUCCCACCAGAUGGUAUGAAAAAAGGCAAGAAGAGGAAAGGUCCAAAAGAUCCAUCAGUUCCUACACGAGCUUGGUCUGCUUUCUUUUUCUUCUGUGAUGAAUUCCGUUCAAAAGUCAGAGAGAGUAAUCCUGAUUGGAAGGUUGCUGAUGUCGCUAAAGAACUUGGUCGUCAAUGGGAAAGUUGUCAAGAUAAAGCUAAAUAUGAACUUCUAGCACAGAAAGAUAAACAACGUUACGAAGAGGAUAUGAUAAAAUAUCGAGCAGGGACAUAUGUACCAAAAAAGAGGGUUGCAGGAUCAGUUUCAAACUCCACGUCAGUUGGUGCUUCGGAAUCUCAGAAUCCAGAUUGUAGUACAGUGACAAGUGGGGGUGGUGGUGGUGGUGCCGGUGAUGAGAAUGGUGCAGAACUUGAAGAUGAAGAGGACGGAGAGGCUGAUGAAGGAGAAGAAGAGUGA
Trichobilharzia szidati is the source of this 989-nucleotide messenger RNA. The record is from the annotation of a GenBank genome assembly. NCBI's taxonomy places the organism in Eukaryota, Metazoa, Platyhelminthes, Trematoda, Strigeidida, Schistosomatidae.